Aplysia californica (California sea hare) is the source of this 1865-nucleotide messenger RNA. Its product is annotated as 2-phosphoxylose phosphatase 1. Gene Ontology annotation, molecular function: phosphatase activity. The transcript is spliced from 6 exons. Lineage: Eukaryota; Metazoa; Mollusca; Gastropoda; Aplysiida; Aplysiidae. The record is from RefSeq and is a predicted model, not a curated record. Gene Ontology annotation, cellular component: Golgi apparatus. Gene Ontology annotation, biological process: chondroitin sulfate proteoglycan biosynthetic process; glycosaminoglycan biosynthetic process; dephosphorylation. The coding region runs from base 221 to 1756 and encodes 511 amino acids.
UUCUAUGAGAAAAGGCCAAGUGACGGGAAGUAGGAGAGAGAGAGAGAGAGAGAUCACAAAAAGUAAAAGAGAAUAUCGAAUAAGAUACAAUCGGAGAUAGGACGAGUGUUGAAUAACGAAGAGCCACCCUGAGCCGCCCUGUGCUUCAGAGACGUAGAGCGAGCCUGUAAUUUGAAUUUAAAGCCAUUAUUUGUCAGUCUCUUGGUGAAAAGUGGAAAAAAUGCGGACCAUACGUUGUGACCGAUUGCUACACCUCAAGUCCCUGCUGAUUAUUGGAGUCUUCUCCCUACUGCUCACAUUCCUUAUUUUGACAUACAGCAGUUCGGACAUGCAUCAUUCAAAUGAAGAUGCCUUUUCACAUGGAGAGCCAGGCGUCUUCAGAAUGUCUCAGAAAAAGGUCAUAAAGGAGAAGGUCAAGGGAAAAAAGUCCAAGGUUGUGGAUGAGGAGGAAACUCCAGUCUUUCACAAGGAUACCCGCCCUCCUUUGAUGGUCAAACGAAUGUCAGAGUACUGCAACCUGCCACAUGAUAUGAGCGUUGCACAACAAGGUCUGGCGCCAAAGGAUUACCAACUCCUCAACGUGCACACCGUGAUCCGCCAUGGUGACCGAUCACCCAUCUUUCGCCUGCCGGGGCUAGACAGGUCUGAUCUGAGCUGUCUGCUGGACGCUGAUCAGUACUUGCACCUGCCCAAGGUCGCCAGUUUCGCUCACGUCCUGGCAGCCUCCAGUGACCAGCUGCCUCGGGACAGCACUUUUAACAGAUGGGCGCUGUACCCGUCGCACAAGAUCUGCGGAGAGGGUCAGCUGACUGGUCAGGGGGCAGUGCAGCACAUCAUGAACGGGAUGUUGUACAGUGAGCGCUACAUGCAUCAGCACCGCCUCUUUGACGAGAGCAAUUGGGAGCAGCGCUACUUGGUACACACCACAGAGGUCUCCCGCACCUUUCAGAGCGCCAUCGCAUUCUCCUACGGGCUCCUUCCGCAGUUUGACUUGAAACGCCUCAAUCUGUUCCGCUCAGGCAGCCUGGAGUUCUGCGAGGACCGCGUGUUCCAUGGAGCGUGUCGCUGCCCGGGGUUGGAAAUGUUUCGCUCUCAGGCGGAGCGGGAGUGCAAGAUGUCGGCGGCCGACACGAAACUUUACACCGCGCUUAAGAAACACGUUGAUGAGGUACUGCAUUUACGAGGGCAGAACAUUCCUGGCCCUUCUUCCCUUAUGGACGGUCUCAGCCACCUGGCGUGCCAUUCGAUUCCUCUGCCGUGUAACAGCAAUGGCACAUGCAUCACAGCUAAAGCGUACGAGACCGUGUGGAGACUCAUCGACGCGAAGACCAAGUGCCUGGGACAGAACCUCAAGUACAAGAAGUUUGCCAAGGCUCUCAUGCACGGGUUGUUGUUUCGCAUCUCAAGAGAAUUCUCCAUUGCCAUCCAAAAUGGCUCUAACCCGACAUUCCACUUGUACUCGGGCCACGAUACAACGGUGACCCCACUCAUCACAGCUCUGGAGCUCUCCAAUAACGUGUGGCCGCGUUUUGCCACCACGAUUACCUUUGAGCUUUUCAAGAAGCAAAGCAAGGGAGACCAUUAUAUCCGGAUACUGAAGAACGGACAACUCGUAACUUCUGAAGCCAUAUUUUGCCGGGGGCGAACAGAUGAAAACGGAAUGUGUGCAUUUUCUCAUUUCUCUAAUUAUGUGGCAUCACAGAAGCUAAAAGAGUUUUGUGAUUCUUUAAAGCCUGUUAUGAAAAAGUUUUUUUAAUGCCACAGCCAUUACUCGCACUUGCUCGAGAAAGCUUGAAACACUUUCACCACCAAGGCAGCCACAUUGAUCUUUUUUUUUUAAGGGGUGGGGGGGGGGGGGGAGGGUU